Molecule: messenger RNA, 1044 nt
Organism: Penicillium longicatenatum
Lineage: Eukaryota; Fungi; Ascomycota; Eurotiomycetes; Eurotiales; Aspergillaceae
Product: MBL fold metallo-hydrolase
Exons: 4
Coding region: 1-1044 (347 amino acids)
Molecular function (GO): transferase activity
Source: RefSeq, a predicted model, not a curated record
AUGGAUGAUUUACCACAUCUGAACCUCCAAGAAGUGGACUCACUCGAAGCCACCGUGAUCAUCGACAAUGAGCUUGACCCCAUGUCGCCCGCAGCCCCCGAUACGGUCCGGAUAGCGGGGCAAAUGGGCAACAUUAUUUUCAAGCCUGGCAAUGAGAUCACGGAUCGCGGCGAUGCGAGCAGAGAAUUGCGCAUGGGUGAUAUCUGUUGUGCUGCGCAUGGCUUGUCUAUUCUGGUGACAGCAACAAAGGGUGACAAGAAACACUCUGUUCUUUUCGAUGUCGGUCCUGAGGAAGAUAUAUGGGAACGCAAUGUGAAACGAUUACGUCCGGAUCUUGCUUCGGUUGAGGUUAUACAGCUUUCACAUUGGCACAGGGACCACUCGGGUGGUCUUCUGCAGGCCAUUCGUAUGAUCAAGGAUGCCAAAAAGGCUCAGGGCCUUUCAGACGAUCUGGUCGUUGACCUGCAUCCUGACCGGCCCGUUUAUAGAGGUAUGGCUGCUGCUCAAACAAUCAUCUCCAUGGAAGCAGAUCCUACCUUUGAAGAAAUAUCCGGCACCGGCGCCGUAAUAGAGAAGAGCAGUGAAGCACACACGAUACUCGAUGACAUGUUCCUCGUGUCAGGCGAGAUCCCACGAGUAACGCCCUACGAAACGGGUCUGAAAGGCGCAGUUCAGUUUGAUCCUGAGACGAAGGAUUGGUACUCCGAUGAGCAAAUUGCCGACGAGCGCUUCCUCGCGGUUAAUCUCAAAGGGAAGGGCCUUGUUAUCUUCACGGGAUGCAGCCAUGGCGGCGUAGUCAAUGCCUCAAAGCACGCAAUUGAACUUGUCCCUAAGAACACCCUUCUCCAUGCCGUCGUGGGCGGUUUCCAUCUCGCCACUAGUGACGAGCCACAAGUACAGAAAACAGUCGCAGAUCUCAAGCGCCUUGAUCCCGCUGUCUUGAUGCCGGGUCACUGCUCUGGCUGGCGAUCCAAAUUUGCCAUUGAGAAGGCCAUGCCAGGGACUCUGGUGCCGUGCACUGUUGGUAUCAGUAUCAUUUUCUAG